Molecule: messenger RNA, 618 nt
Organism: Caenorhabditis remanei
Lineage: Eukaryota; Metazoa; Nematoda; Chromadorea; Rhabditida; Rhabditidae
Exons: 4
Coding region: 1-618 (205 amino acids)
Source: RefSeq, a predicted model, not a curated record
AUGGCAGAGAAGAAGAAAGAAGAGAAGGAUAGCGAAGUCUUCGUCCUCAAGCUCAACCCUGAAACAAUUUUAUUCUCAAGCUCAUCUCUUGGUGAUGAAACUACAAGUGCCACGCUUAAACUCACUAACCCAACAAAAGAGAAAAUUGCAUUCAAGAUCAAGUGCACAUCGAAUGAAAUGUUCAAAAUCAAAGUUCCCGUUGGACUUCUCAAACCGGAUGAAAUCACUGAAAUUGCGCUAUUCCACACUCCUGGAAAACCAAUUCCAGAAAACAUGAAGCAGUAUUUCGCCGUCUAUUACGUCAAAACCGAUUCAGAUAAACCAGUCCGCGAGUUAUGGAAAAACGCAAAAAAGCACGAUGGAGUCAAGCGAGUGUUCAUUACGUUCGAAAAGCUGCCAAAGAAAGAUAAAAAGGAAGAGAAAAAAGGAGACAAAGAAGAUAAAAAAGAGAAGGAUGAGAAGAAGGAUGAUAAGAAGGAAAAAGCAGAUAAGAAGGAUGAUUGUGAGAAACAGAAUACUGAAGAGAAGAAAGACACGACAGAAGAGAAAAAAGAAGAGAAAAAGGAAGAUGAAAAGGAAAAGAAAGAAGAGAAGAAGGAUGAUGAGGAGAAAAAAUGA